Messenger RNA from Peromyscus californicus insignis, 396 nucleotides. RefSeq names its product SLC35A4 upstream open reading frame protein-like. NCBI's taxonomy places the organism in Eukaryota, Metazoa, Chordata, Mammalia, Rodentia, Cricetidae. Bases 1 to 396 code for a protein of 131 amino acids. The transcript has 2 exons. The record is from RefSeq and is a predicted model, not a curated record.
AUGGGCCUGUCGUCGGGAGGCCCUAGAACAGGGGUCCUGGUGGAAAUGGGGCUUGGGACUGGGUCAAGUCUGCUGGAGCCAGCCUCUCCCCUGUCCUGGGAUUCUCUGCCCAAGCUUAAGGACCUGACAUUUCUCAAGAAGCAGCUGGAGUACCUACAGCAGCCUGUGGACGAUGAAGUCAACAGUGGUGUAGGUCAGGAUGGCUCACUCUUGUCUUCCCCAUUCCUCAAGGGAUUCCUGGCAGGCUAUGUGGUGGCCAGGUUGAGGGCAUCAGCAGUAUUGGGCUUUGCGGUGGGCACUUGCAUUGGCAUCUAUACAGCUCAGACAUACGCUGUACCCAACGUGGAGAAGACACUGAAGAACUACAUUAGGUCACUACUUAAGGGGCCUGACUAG